CGCAGUUGGCCGCAGUCGCUGUAUCUUAACGAUCUGCAUACAGGAUCGCUCAUCUGUGACAGAUUGUCUAAAUGAGUUCCUUACAUCUGGCAGAUGGCUCCGAGAAGCCAGCAGAAGUGGAAGGUCAGGCGCGUCUGUAUAGCAUGGUGUAUUGCCCCUUUGCUCAUAGAAUACGCCUUGUACUGAGUCUGAAGCAGAUUCCACAUGAUAUUGUCAAUAUCAAUUUGCAGAGCAAGCCACAGUGGUUUCUUGAAAUUCAUCCAGAUGGCAAAGUACCACUUUAUAUAGAUUCGGAUGGUACAAUAAUAACGGACUCUGUAGCAGUAGCAAACCACAUAAAUGAGAAGUACCCUGAGCCUCCUCUAUACAACAAUGAAACAAAGAAUCGUGAUUUAGAGCUGCUAGAUCACUUCUCUAAGAUUAUGGAUACUUUUGCAAAUUGCAUAUUUGGUAAAGACAAGAGACAGUUUGAAGAGAUUCUCUCUGAAGUAACAAAUGAUUUACAAGAAUUUGAAGACGAGCUUAAUGUACGCAAGACAACCUUUUUCGGAGGGAGUAAUCCAAAUAUGUUGGACGUUCUAAUAUGGCCUUGGUUUGAGCGCGCAAAGGCUCUAACUAUACUUUACAAACAACGUGCAAGUCUCGACAAGGAAAGAUUUCCCCGUAUUAUGGAAUGGGUAGAUGGAAUGAAAGAUCAGCCAUUUGUUUUAAAACAUCGAGGCUCAUAUGAAAAGUUUGCAAAAUUUGUAGAAGCCGUAAGAACGGGAAAUGUUGAUUAUGACAAUAUUUAAACUUAUUUGCACUAUUUAACAAAAUACUGCAAAAAUAAAUAACGUAAAAUA
Molecule: messenger RNA, 842 nt
Organism: Cyphomyrmex costatus
Lineage: Eukaryota; Metazoa; Arthropoda; Insecta; Hymenoptera; Formicidae
Product: pyrimidodiazepine synthase
Exons: 6
Coding region: 72-791 (239 amino acids)
Biological process (GO): glutathione metabolic process
Cellular component (GO): cytoplasm
Molecular function (GO): glutathione transferase activity; glutathione dehydrogenase (ascorbate) activity
Source: RefSeq, a predicted model, not a curated record